AAUUAUUCCUUAAAAAACUCUUACCAGACUAGAUGUGAGGCGGCUUCGAUUUCAUACAACACUGGUGGUGGUUUUCUUGCAAAAGUUCAAGAAAGAAUGUGUGGUACUAUUGAUCAUUAUACCCGUAUAUUUCACGAGCGGAAGAUGCGAAUGUUACAUGUAAAUAGAAAAAAAGCACCGAAAAGAAAACAUUUUGCUACAGCAGACAGUCAUUAUGGGCCUAGCGCAAACCAACCAGAGGAGGACAUGGGCUCAGAAUUGUAUAAAAAAAAACGUCAAGAGUUCCUAGAAGUUUUACGAUGUGCGGACAAGAAAAAGAUUUGUAUGGAAACGGCAUCGCAAUCAAAGUCCAACCUUUGGUAUCAAGAGCGCAAAAAACGAAUUACCGCUUCAAAUUUUGGCAGAGUUUGUAAACUACGCAAAACAACUUCCACCGCUAAGCUAGUUUCACAGUUGCUUUACACUACAUUUGCCGGUAACAGUAGUACAACAUUUGGUUUAGAAAAUGAAGAAACGGCAAUUAAAUUAUUUCAAAAUGCUCAUAACGUCAGUGUAACGCAAAGUGGUUUGGUAAUUGAUGAUGAAUUACCAUAUUUGGCUUGCUCCCCGGAUGGAUUAGUGGGUAACAAUUGUAUAAUAGAAAUCAAAUGUUCACCAAAAAGUGGGCCCUUAUCUCCAUUGGAAGGCGCAAAACAAAAAAAAAUUGAUUUUUGUGUAAUUGAAAAUGGCAAACUUACACUCAAACGAAGUCAUAAUUACUAUUACCAAAUACAAGGCGCAUUGCAUAUUUGUAAAAAACAACUGUGUUAUUUUAUAAUAUAUACAUUAGGAGGAUUACAUGUGGAAACCAUUGAACGCGAUGACGAUUUUUGGGAAACGAAGAUGAAAGAAAAAUUGGCCGACUUUUAUUUUAAUUCGUUACUGCCAGAAAUUAUCGAUCCUAGGAGAUGCCGCCAACUUCAAUUGCGAGAUAUUUAUAGCAAAAUCUAAUAGCUUUUUUUAUUGUCAUUGUUGUCAUUUUAAUAAAACAUAUACAAUUUUAA
Photinus pyralis (common eastern firefly) is the source of this 1043-nucleotide messenger RNA. RefSeq lists its product as uncharacterized. Bases 97 to 990 code for a protein of 297 amino acids. NCBI's taxonomy places the organism in Eukaryota, Metazoa, Arthropoda, Insecta, Coleoptera, Lampyridae. The record is from RefSeq and is a predicted model, not a curated record. The transcript is spliced from 3 exons.